Corticium candelabrum is the source of this 2795-nucleotide messenger RNA. Its product is annotated as ankyrin repeat domain-containing protein 36A-like. Bases 187 to 2613 code for a protein of 808 amino acids. The record is from RefSeq and is a predicted model, not a curated record. Lineage: Eukaryota; Metazoa; Porifera; Homoscleromorpha; Homosclerophorida; Plakinidae. The transcript has 14 exons.
UUAGAUUUGAAUUUACUUCCUCUUGUCGCUACGGGCAUCGCCACCUCUGUCUACCUCAUCCUACAACCAUAACUCGCUUUUCCAAAGACUUUCGAUCAACUGGCGAGCGUCGUGCAGUGAGAUUUCAAGCGGAAUCGUCGCAUUACGGUCGAUCGCGACGCGAAACGUCACGCAGGACGCACGGGAAUGGGUCGGAAAAAGAAGAUAGGCGAGAAAAACGGCACGUCCACCGAGGCCCAGCACAUGCCUACCAACAGCCGAUCUCCCACACCAGAGGUAGAGGGACAGGAUGGCCAUUCGAGUGAGAAACGACUAUCUGAAUCUUCAGAGAAGAGAAAGAAACAGAACUGGUUGAAGCGGAUCUUCAGCAAAGGAUCAAGGUCGAGUGAUGCAAUGAGGCGCUCUGUGUCGACACCCGAAGGAGUGAUGUCACCAACAAAGAGUGAAGAAGAUUCCAUAAUCAGCAGUGAACGAUCAGAAACCGCGUCGCCAUUGUCAGCGUUUAGAGAAGACGACGACGAACCCGAAGAGGAAGAAGUAACGAAGAAACACGCGACCAGACACACGUCAUCGCCUGCUCUCUUUCGAUUUAGAAAGAGACCCGUUACAGUUGAAGUCGGGGAUGAUGUGUGGGCACAAGUGAAAGCAAAGCAAGAUGCUAUGUUCGUCGACAGCAGUCUUUUGAAAGUAGAUCAAGGGGUUUUGUCAUCAGCAAAGACUCCUCCCAUUAUUCGCAAGCAUCCUGAUGAAAAUGUCGAUGCAUUGUCUUUGGAGGCCAAGGCUGGAGUGUUGAAACGUCACAAUGUGUCGGAUGAAGAGUGGGCUCGUGUGCAAGCUGCUCAGCAAUGGAUGUUUGACAACACGACAGAUCUAGAGAGCAACACAACCGACGAGAACAAACCAUCAUCAAUCCCCAUCAAGAAGUCAACAAGUGGAGCUCUCACUGCACUCGUCGAAGAAGCUCGACAACGACGACCAUCACAGGAAGCCGUAUCAAGUGCCGAACAAGUGAAGGCGGCACUUGCAAAGAAGGAAGAACAAACGAUCACGAAAGUGAUCAAGAAGACAGAGAUGAUGACAUCAGAGAUGACGUCAAAUGAUACGACUGAAUUGGAUUUGGAAUCUCACGAGUUUUUCGCUGAUAGUGAAAAGCGUGACGCGUUUGAUGAUGUUGAGAAUCACGAAUUCUUUGCUACGGAUGUGGUUGGGAGGCAAGACGAAGCAGUGAGUCAACCAAGUGAUGCAACCGAUUCGAAGCUUAGUGCCGCAUCAAAUGUGAAUGACGGGCAACCGUCUGGUAAUCUACGGAGUGCUAAACCUCCAAUUCAUGGAGCAUCGCAGGCGACACUACGGGACUUGGUCCGUCAAAAAUCGUUGAAGCUCCGAAGUGAACGAGAGAAGAAACGCUACACGAUCGCGACUCCACAAUUAUUCGAAGGCGAGCAUGCAUUGUGGGAGAGCAUACAGAACAAGCAUCAGUCAAUCCUCGGCGAUCUCGGAUCGAAACCGGUUUCUGAUCGUUUGGAUGGGCUGGAGGCCGACAUCCGUGAAAGCUCACCCGAAGACACAACAAAGGACACAGAAGACUCAACAAAGGACACAGAAGACUCAACAAAGGACACAGAAGAUUCACCAACUAAUCAAGACCAGAAAGAUGGUGCAAACCCGGUGGAAACCGGGCAACCGUCCAGCGUUCCUGGAAUGCAAGACGAGAGCAGUGAAGUUACACAAGUGGAGAUACACGUUGACACGACAUACUUAUCAGCAGACUUGUCUGCUGUGCCUGUUAUUCAGCCAACUCUUGGUCUCUCUGUCGGCCACAUGCGACGAAGUCUCUCACAGAAGAACCGACGUCGUCCACCAUCAGUCCGCAUACAAAUACCCGAAGAUCAGGAUCUUUUCCGUAUACCCGAGACACGAGCACGCUCAAGCAGCACUGGAGAUGCUGACGAAGAAACAAAAGUGCAAGCAAAGGCUGCAGCCGAAACGAAGACCAAAGGCUUCCAAAGAGCUAAAACAGUUGCCAUCAAAACAAAGAAAUCCGACAAAGAGGAAAGCAAACACGAAGCUGUACGCACAUCAGCAGAAUCAACCAGCAAGCAACCAUUCUGGCUUCAAGAGCUUGAGCAAAAGAGAAAGAACAAACCGGAAGUAAGCGACAAGCCAAAUCCGUUGUAUAAGAUCCCAAAGAGUCCGACAAGUCCAACCAGCGAAGUAUCGACAGCAUUGCUGGUCGCCGAGGCAGCAAAGAGAAAGACAGCACAAGAAAGUUUGGUAUCGUUCAAACAGGGAAAACCGGCACCUCGACCACGCCCAAAAUCAAUGUUUGUGACGUCAUCACAGACGAUGAACGAGCCGAUGCGGAUUGGAAAGGCACAGAAAAAAUCAAAGAGUGGAAGUAUGUUCAGUCCACUGCAAAGUCCACCUGAGAAUGUGAGCAGUAAGACAAAACCUGAGUGGGUGACAAAGGCACAGAAAAUGUCAAAACAAGAGAAAACAGACGACAUCAAAGAAUCCGGACAAACAAAGCUACAGACAUCACCAACCAGUCCGACCUCAAUACAAGACAGAAUCAAGUCACUACGACAAGCAUCUGGCACAGCAGCAACAUAACUCCCUCCAAACACUCGCACACACACACACACACACUCGGGUAGGACGUCAUGUAGUACCCGUGUGUGACAUUAUUUUACGUAGCAGCAGAUAGCAGGAAUUCUUGUUUGCUCUUUUGUACAGAAUUUGUAUUUAUAUAGAAAGUGACAGUCACUGGUCAAUAGAUGGAUUGUUAUCAAUGA